Erythranthe guttata (spotted monkey flower) is the source of this 2051-nucleotide messenger RNA. Lineage: Eukaryota; Viridiplantae; Streptophyta; Magnoliopsida; Lamiales; Phrymaceae. The record is from RefSeq and is a predicted model, not a curated record.
AACUAAACCCACAAAAAACCUGACGUCAUAUUUUCAUGGAAGUAUUAUCAAAAAUUGACACUGCUCACGUGUUCUUCGUACAAAAUCCGAAGAAUUCCACCUCCGAAUUUUGUCCCAAUCACCAACCGUGUUGGUGCGAAAUCGGCGGAAAAUGUCGAAAAUUACCGCUUGCCACUGAAUCACAACACCCACCGUAAUGAAAUAAAAACCAUCUCUUUGUGGAAAUAUUCGAUUCCUAUCCGAAGAAGGUGGGGCGAGAGUGACAAUGGCGGCAACAAUUUUCUGAAAUUAGAAGGUUUUAUUUAUUAUUUUUAAGGUAAGAGUUGAAAAUGGGGGAGGAGAGAGAAGUGGAGGUGAUACACUUGUGGUCUUCGCCGAGGUCUGUAAGUACAAGCCUCAUGUAUUCAUUUUCUCAGAGAGAUGAUAUGGAAGUGCUCGACGAACCGCUGUAUCCGAACUUUUUGCGUGUGACGGGAGCUGAAAGGCCUUACAAAGAAGAACUCCUGUCGAAAACGGAAUCAGAUGGAAAUAAAGUCGUCCGAGAGAUCAUUUUCGGCCCUGGAAAAAAGAAGUAUAGAUUCUGUAAGCAUAUUGCUAGUCAACGUCUGCCUGGUCUAACAGACGAGUUAAUGAAGAAAGGAAAGCAUUGCAUAUUGAUAAGGAAUCCCCUCGACGUGUUGACAUCCUAUGACAAGGUUGUUCCACCAUCAUUUAUUGAUCUGGGGUAUGCUAGCAUGGUCUCCAUUUACAGCGAGCUGUGUCAAGAAGGAAAACCCCCUCCUGUCAUUGAUUCAGACUUUCUGCGACAAGAUCCCGAGGCUACUUUGCGUGGUCUGUGUGAUGAUCUUGGAAUUCCAUUUCAAGCUGCAAUGCUCAAAUGGGAAGCUGGGCCAAGACCAUUUGACGGCUUGUGGGCACCCUAUUGGUAUAAAAGUACGCACAAAUCGACAGGCUUCGAUCCACCAAGAAAGUACCCUUCACCAUUUCCGUCGUCCUUGUACAACUUGCUGGAGCAAAGCAUACCUUUCUACAACUUGCUUCUUCGCUAUAUCAGACAUAUUACUAAAGUACCCCUCCAUCCAGAUCUCCCAAUUCCCGCCAACGAGAAGUUGCUUGCUUGGGUUGGUGAUCAAAUUUUGCCUCGUGAAAGUGCGAAGGUUUCGGUGUUUGACUCAAUUGUCCAAGGUGGUGAUGGAGUUUGGGAGGGUCUUCGAGUUUAUAGCGGGAAGAUAUUUAAACUGGAGGAGCAUUUAGACAGGUUGUUUGACUCCGCAAAAGCUUUGGCCUUCAGCAAUGUACCACCUCGUGAACAGGUGAAGGAAGCGAUUUUCAAAACACUGAUAAGAAACGGAAUGUUUGAUAACGCACAUAUAAGGCUGACACUGACUCGCGGAAAGAAGGUGACUUCUGGAAUGAGCCCGGCGUUCAACCACUAUGGAUGUACUUUAAUAGUGCUUGCUGAAUGGAAGCCACCGGUAUACGACAAUGCAAGGGGUAUUACUUUGGUGACAGCUAGCACACGCCGUAAUUCACCCAAUAAUUUGGAUUCGAAAAUUCACCACAACAACCUUCUCAACAAUAUUCUUGCCAAGAUAGAAGGGAAUAAUUCACAUGCUGAUGACGCCAUCAUGCUUGACAAAGAUGGCUAUGUAUCGGAAACAAACGCGACAAACAUAUUUUUGGUGAAGAAAGGCCAUUUAGCGACUCCUCAUGGUGUCUAUAGUCUCCCCGGCAUAUCGCGAGAUAUCUAGAAUUGUAUACAUAUUUUGCAGGUCAUGGAUCUUGCUGUGAAGGAAAACUUGGUUUUAGUGGAGCGGCGUAUCAGUAUAUCAGAGUUUCAUACUGCAGAUGAGGUUUUCACUACAGGCACGAUGGGAGAACUGAGUCCGGUCCUUAAAAUCGAUGGGCGGACGGUUGGCGAUGGUAGAGUGGGACCCGUCACUCAAAGAUUGCAAAAUGCUUACACGAAACUGAGUGCGGAAUCAGGUGUGCCUAUACCCACUUAUCAACAUCCCUGAUAACAUUCUCCUGAAAGGACUUGAAGAUGUUCG